AUGACAAUUCUAAAUAAUUUAGUUUCCAUAUCAUUUUUCUCAAAAUCAACAAAAAGUAGUAGUUGUUUCACAUUAUCGUUACCAAUGUGUAGCAACAAUAUUAUGCAAUCAAAUAUAGAGUUUUCAGCUUCUGUACCGAACAAUGAUUUAAUAGAAAGAAAGAUGCCAAUUUUUAAAAGAUUCCCUCGUGGAUGA
Molecule: messenger RNA, 195 nt
Organism: Heterostelium album PN500
Lineage: Eukaryota; Evosea; Eumycetozoa; Acytosteliales; Acytosteliaceae
Exons: 2
Coding region: 1-195 (64 amino acids)
Source: RefSeq, a predicted model, not a curated record